Molecule: messenger RNA, 2414 nt
Organism: Toxotes jaculatrix (banded archerfish)
Lineage: Eukaryota; Metazoa; Chordata; Actinopteri; Toxotidae
Gene: nabp1a
Product: nucleic acid binding protein 1a
Exons: 6
Coding region: 975-1637 (220 amino acids)
Biological process (GO): response to ionizing radiation; mitotic cell cycle checkpoint signaling; double-strand break repair via homologous recombination
Cellular component (GO): SOSS complex
Molecular function (GO): DNA binding
Source: RefSeq, a predicted model, not a curated record
GUUGAAGCAGAGGAGAGCGUGUAGUUAACAGCUUGUACAUAUUUUAAAUAGCGUUUUUCAGCUCGAGUGUUGUUUAGGCAUAAAUAACCAGGACAUUUAACACAAGGCUUUUCGAACAACUGCAACGUUAUAGGGGCCACAGAUAUAGACACACUAGUCGUAUAACCAAGCAUUUGGCCAGACUGCGCGUUAGCAAAGCUAACAGUUCCUUACACUCAAAAGAGACACACAAAGGAAAUGCGGUCGAUUGGUUUGAAAAUAUUAACGAUAAUAAGAGGAGUUGUUUAAAUGACCGAGGGAGAUAAUAACUGUUAUCUGCAAAUACUUCGCAACACAGACAAUGUCUCACGCUCUGUUGUAACUUUCAGUCAGUGGAAUGGUCUUUGUUAAAACAGAAACAUCUCAGAUUUGACUCGCGACUCUGGAUUUGUCAGUCUGUUAAUACUAGUUUAUCUGACUUCGACAUUUUUGACAAACGGCAUUGCUAACUCGUCGAGUGCUUACCAGUUACAAUAGAACGGUUUUCAUGCUAACUAAUGUUAUGUGAAGAAUGAAGCUGCCGUUAUGGCGAUAAGCGUGAAAAGUAAGAUGCCCAGAGACUCAUAUCCUGAAAGAAAAAGAAGGUAGCUAACUGCGAGGUAGCUAACGUUUAGCGAAGUAGUCGCCCGGCUAGUGUUAGCUGUUCUGAAGAGGGUAGUUCACCUCAUCCAGUGUCACAACAGUUUAAUGGUGUUUUACUCGAUUGUAGUCGACUAUGUGAGAGUCUGGCCCGGGUGUAUAUAAACAGUUACGAUAACGUUACGGUGUUUUGGAGCAGGGUUAAGUUAGGAUUUAGCUAACAGGCUAAUUAGUUAGCUUAGCCAAAGCUAACACAGUAGCUGUCCAUUAUAAAGUGACGACAGCCAGUUCUUAUUGCUGCUGAGUUUAAGUGACAGGGAGGGAACGAAAGUGAUUAUUUUCCCGUGAGACUAACAAUGGCAGCCCCCACAAACGAGGCCUUGUUUUUGAUAAAGGAUGUGAAGCCCGGGUCGAAAAAUUUGAAUAUCGUAUUCAUCGUUUUGGAAAUAGGACGAGUAACCAAAACGAAAGAUGGUCAUGAGGUGCGCUCAUGCAAGGUGGCAGACAAGAGCGGCAGCAUUGCUAUAUCUGUAUGGGACGAACUCGGCAGCCUCAUUCAGCCAGGGGACAUCAUCAAGCUGACCAGAGGCUAUGCAUCCAUAUGGAAAGGUUGCCUGACCCUAUACACUGGAAGAGGAGGGGAUCUACAGAAGAUUGGAGAGUUCUGUAUGGUGUAUUCAGAAGUGCCCAACUUCAGUGAACCAAAUCCAGAGCUGCUAGCCCAAGCGAACCAGCAAAACAAGUCUGGUAAACCGGACCAGAAUCAGAGGGGGAAUUCUCCGCCCAAUCAGAAUUCAGGUACACCUGCCCCACCAGGUAAUGGUGCCAUGCCGCCAUUUGCUAACAACAAUCCAACCCCGGGGGCACCCCGUGACCCCGCAUUUGGGAAUGUUGGGCGAUCCAACGGUCGGUCACCUGGCAAUGGAGCACCUCCUGUUUCUGUUUCUGGACCCCCAGCAGCCGCAAAGUCCUCAGUUACAAUUAGCAACGGCAGGGAUCCACGCCGUGCCAAAAGAUGAAAUAGGGGCCUGGGGGUCGGGGUAAUGUGAGGAAAAUUAUGGACAUCCUCAUUUCCCCCUGCCCCGUUUUUAACUUUUCUGAGCCUUCUUGAUCACAGCAUAGAUUGGCUUUCAAAACAAUGAGUUACAUUACGGACUAUUUGCAUAAUUUUUAUACAGUCUAUGGAAGUCAAAAUGUGUCGUUUGUCAUGCGUAGUGCAAGUAGUGCUCUCAGCAAGCAGCACUGUGUGAUUGUGAUCUACCACUUGAUGCACUAGCAGGACUUCUUGUAUAGUCAAGCCCUGAUGGUUGAGUUGUGGCCAGCCUUCUCAGUCCUACACCCUUGUCCUCUAAAUCUCACUGCAAAUUGCCUGUUCUGUGCCAGUGUUACCUUCCCCCUCACACUGUUCUAAUCCCCCUUGCCUGUUCGAACUAUACACCCUACUUGAACACUUGAUGCACUUUCUUCUCUUAAUUUAUGUCGGGGGCAAACUUGGCUGUCAUUUAAAUCAGGAAAUGAGUUUCUGCUCUUUGGUGGAAAAGGCCUUAAGUUAGUGAAAGUGGGUUCAUGGAUUGAAUGCACAAGCGAAAAAUCUUCAAAGGGUCUUCCCUCUCUUAACCAAACUGUACCCGAAGUGACUCUGUGAAAGGAAAGGUGUUAGUUUUGAAUUUUUAAACUGUUUUUUCCAUAAGACAUGUUUUUCUCAUUUGCCAUCAAUUGUACCUUCAUCAAGGUGGGACCACUGAAAUACUGGCAAAAUGGUUCACCGAAUAAAUUUGACAGUAAUUUUGCUGCCA